AUGGCGUCCUCCUUCACACUCCUGGCUCGCCAUGCGCCGAAAAGGCUAUAUUUCGGCCCCUCGUCUUCCUCCGCACUCAGAGCCUCCUCAAUUGCUGGGCUAAGAUCGAUAUCUGCCUCGUCUGCUCUCAAUGCCACCCCAUCCUACCGCCCCACGCGACUCAUCCCCACGGAUCCAGACUUCGCACCGGGCGGCCCGAAACAUCAGCCCAUCAAACCUCCCGGGUCAUAUGCGGAGCCCUCCGCUCUCGAGUCCGAAGUUGGCAAUGGUCGUAAGAUCCGUCAUUACACAGUCAACUUCGGUCCUCAACAUCCGGCCGCUCACGGUGUGCUGCGGUUGAUCCUGGAGCUCAAUGGAGAGGAGAUCGUUCGUGCAGAUCCGCAUGUGGGCUUGCUGCAUCGCGGUACGGAAAAGUUGAUUGAAUAUAAAACGUACAUGCAAGCGUUACCAUAUUUCGAUCGGUUGGACUAUGUCUCGAUGAUGACGAAUGAGCAAUGCUUUUCGUUGGCGGUGGAGAAACUGUUGAACAUAGAGAUUCCGGAACGGGCAAAAUGGAUCAGAACGAUGUUUGGGGAAAUCACUAGAAUCUUGAACCAUCUCAUGUCGGUAUUAUCGCACGCCAUGGAUGUUGGUGCAUUGACUCCCUUCUUGUGGGGUUUCGAGGAGCGUGAGAAAUUAAUGGAAUUCUACGAACGUGUUUCCGGAGCCCGUCUACAUGCAGCAUACAUCCGACCUGGUGGUGUCCAUCAAGACAUCCCCCUUGGCCUUUUAGACGAUAUCUACCAAUGGGCGACUCAAUUCGGCGACCGCAUCGACGAAACUGAAGAACUGCUCACCGAAAAUCGUAUCUGGAAAGCUCGAACCCAGGGAAUCGGCGUCGUUUCCGCCGCAGAGGCUCUCAAUUACAGCUUUAGCGGAGUCAUGCUCCGUGGCUCCGGUGUUCCAUGGGAUGUCCGCAAAUCCCAACCCUACGACGCCUACGACCAGGUCGAAUUCGACGUGCCUGUGGGUGUCAAUGGAGACUGCUAUGACCGCUAUCUGUGUCGCAUGGAGGAAUUCCGCCAAUCGCUUCGCAUUAUCCAUCAGUGCUUGAACAAGAUGCCCGCUGGACCCGUUCGCGUGGAGGAUUACAAGAUCUCCCCGCCGCCCCGCGCUGCCAUGAAAGAGAACAUGGAGGCUCUCAUCCAUCACUUCCUGCUUUUCACAAAGGGAUAUGCGGUUCCUCCUGGCGAAACAUACUCUGCAAUCGAGGCACCCAAGGGUGAAAUGGGUGUUUUCCUUGUCAGCGAUGGUAGCGAGCGACCAUACCGAUGCAAGAUCCGUGCUCCGGGGUUUGCCCAUUUGAGCUGUUUCGAUCAGAUCUCUAGAGGACACCUGCUCGCUGAUGCUGUUGCCAUUAUUGGAACCAUGGACCUCGUGUUCGGUGAAGUAGACAGAUAA
Molecule: messenger RNA, 1440 nt
Organism: Paracoccidioides brasiliensis Pb18
Product: NADH-ubiquinone oxidoreductase 49 kDa subunit, mitochondrial
Exons: 3
Coding region: 1-1440 (479 amino acids)
Biological process (GO): mitochondrial electron transport, NADH to ubiquinone
Molecular function (GO): quinone binding; NAD binding; NADH dehydrogenase (ubiquinone) activity
Source: RefSeq, a predicted model, not a curated record